Molecule: messenger RNA, 159 nt
Organism: Aspergillus clavatus NRRL 1
Lineage: Eukaryota; Fungi; Ascomycota; Eurotiomycetes; Eurotiales; Aspergillaceae
Exons: 2
Coding region: 1-159 (52 amino acids)
Source: RefSeq, a predicted model, not a curated record
AUGUAUACGCAAAAAGUGAAUUCCGAUGCGGGGAAUCGAACCCCGAGCUGCUGUCCAGGGAUUGUGAAGCAGCUCAUGAAGGAGGAUGCCGUUGCUGCCCCAAUUGGUUGCCAUUCCCCUGGUUCUGAGCCACAUGGAACCUAUGGUGUAAGUACCUAG